AACAACAGCACGAAGAUAGAUGAGUGAGUUCUUCGCCAACUUGAAGAAGACACGACUCACUGUCUCACUCUGACUCAAAGUUCUAUUGCCAACAUCUUCACUCAAUGCCUUGUUGCGGUUUACAGCUAUCCCUCCCCAUUUAUGCUUUCGAUUCUUCUAGAAAGACUGCGAACUUCAGACCUUGCCACUCUCGAAUCGCGUGCUCCUCCUCUUCUCAAUCUGGCAUUCGCAAAGAUGAUGAUGACGACAUUGAAAACCAGGUCGAUAAUGGAAGGAACCGAGGCCAGCCUCAGCCGCAUGUGGUCUUGGUAGAGAGAUAUGGAAAUGGCACUGCUAAGAGGUAUGUGGUAGAAGAUGAACUGCAAGUACAGACAUUUGUAGAGGAACCUAGUUCAAAGGCUAAUACAUCUCAGAGCUCGCAUUUCUCCAAUACUGAGUUAUCGUGGCUUCCCGAUAUUGUUAAAGAUUUUAUCCUUCCUGCAGGCUUCCCAGGAUCAGUUUCUGAUGAUUAUUUAUUGUACAUGUUGUUACAGUUCCCUACCAAUGUUACCGCAUGGAUUUGUCACACUUUAGUCACCUCAAGUCUACUAAAGGCUGUUGGUGUUGGCUCUUUCUCUGGCAGUACUGCUGCUGCUUCGGCUGCUGCCAUCAGAUGGGUUUCGAAAGAUGGAAUAGGAGCUGUUGGACGCUUAUUUAUCGGUGGGCGAUUUGGGAAUCUUUUUGAUGAUGAUCCAAAGCAGUGGCGCUUAUAUGCAGACUUCAUUGGCAGUGCAGGAAGCAUUUUUGAUCUUACUACACCGUUGUAUCCUGCCUAUUUCCUGCCAUUGGCAUCUCUUGGAAACCUUACCAAGGCUGUUGCUAGAGGACUAAAAGAUCCUUCAUUCCGUGUGAUUCAAAGUCAUUUUGCAAUUUCGGGAAAUCUGGGAGAUGUAGCAGCAAAGGAAGAAGUUUGGGAAGUAACCGCUCAGCUGCUUGGCCUUGGUUUGGGCAUACUUUUUCUGGAUACACCUGGCCUUGUAAGAUCAUACCCAAUUCUGGUAGCUACAUGGAUGGCCAUGCGGCUUCUGCACCUCUGGUUACGCUAUCAAUCUCUAUCAGUUCUCCAAUUUAACUCGAUAAAUCUUAAGCGUGCUUGUAUAUUGGUAAAAUCGCACGUAUUACACUCUAUCGUUCCUGGUAUCGUUAGUUGCAAUAAGGAAGAAAACAUAUUAUUGUGGCCAAGAUUCAUGACACCCCGAAUUACAUUUGGUGUGCCCUUGGAAGAGAUGAUUUUUGGGGAGAAAUCUGCUCCGAUGGUUAAGGCACUUCUGAAACUAUAUUCAAAGGAGAAGUAUAUUCUUGUAGUGAACCAACAAAAAAGUGACUUUGAGGUCUUUGUGUCAUUUAAGGUGGGAGCUUCAAGUAUGUCAGUUUUACGAAGUUUGUGGCAAGCUUAUUGGUUACAUGAGAACUGGAAUAGCUCAAGUAUUGCCCUCGAACAGCUUGCACAAAGCCGUUUGGAGAUGGAGGAUAGGUUUGAGGACUUCAUCCAACAGUUGAAUGGAGUUGGAUGGGAUACACUUCAAAUUAACUUGAAGGUCCCCAAGCAAAUUUCCCUCGAUGAAUUGUACCCUAUUUGAGUUUCAAAUAUGGGUAUCAGAAUGCGUCUGACCUUGGAAUGUUGAUCUACCAAUGGCACCGAGAUGACAUUUUAACUUUCAUGCACCCUGAUUCUUCCAGGUGACAAUACUUCCCUAGAGCAAAGAAGUUGAGCCACGGAGGUUGUUUGGUUUUAGAGAAAUUUUUGACUGGAAUUCUGUUUUCUGUCAGGGUUUCGUGUUUGAGUGAAACUUUUGUGUAUAUAGAAUCAUAGAGGAGUCUAUCUAAUGCUUCUCCAGCUAGUUCAUUCUGUUGUGAAUCUCCUAAAUUUUGCAUUAGUAUCGGGUUGCAAUUUCUCUCA
Molecule: messenger RNA, 1939 nt
Organism: Rosa rugosa (rugosa rose)
Lineage: Eukaryota; Viridiplantae; Streptophyta; Magnoliopsida; Rosales; Rosaceae
Product: protein root UVB sensitive 5
Exons: 15
Coding region: 105-1619 (504 amino acids)
Source: RefSeq, a predicted model, not a curated record